Lottia gigantea (owl limpet) is the source of this 429-nucleotide messenger RNA. RefSeq lists its product as hypothetical. Lineage: Eukaryota; Metazoa; Mollusca; Gastropoda; Lottiidae. The record is from RefSeq and is a predicted model, not a curated record. The transcript is spliced from 4 exons. The coding region runs from base 1 to 429 and encodes 142 amino acids.
AUGCUAGAUUCAUUCAAGACAAUGAUAGAUCGACUUUUAUCUACAUAUUCACAAGCUGAAGAGAUCCAGAUAUCCAGUAAUUUGCCAAUAUGGGUCGGUAUAAUGGACACCAAGAGUAUUACUCUGACCUCAGAGACAUUUCCCAUUCUCUGGGCAGAGCUUCUGGAAGAAUUAUCAAUUCAGGGAUUAAACGUGGACGAGGCUGACAUCUUUCUAGCGGGACAUGGAAGCAGGGGUUCGUUUGCAGUAGAAUUUGGUCUUCAAGAGUCAGAAAUGUUAGGCGGAAUAAUAUUGUUUGGGUCAUUAUUACCUUCAGCGGUGAAGAGUUCCGCUUUUCCUCUGCCACUAUUGACUAUAACUGGCGAAUUAGAUGGUCUUACUAAGAUAACUGACGUCGCCAGGUUUUAUAGAAAGGUCCGCGAGAAGUAG